AUAAAUAAAAAAAAAGUUAGACUGUUUCGAAUUUCAUCAUUCGUCGUGCCUUUAAUAUUCUUUGUUUUAUCUCUUUAUUUCUUGAAAUUAAUUGAUAAUUCCACUUUUUGAUUAAACCGACUACCGUUUAACGCCUGGCGCGUGGUGCUAGAAGCUAAUUUUAUGUAACAGUUCAAUGUAAUGGUUCAUAUUUAGACAUUACUCAUCACCGUUUUAUUUUGUACUUUUGUACUGUUUCUGUCGACGAAUAUCGGACAGAAAAGGAUACUCAACUUAUCGUAAUCUAAAUUAAGAUUUUGUUUUUUUUUUAUCUACUGGAGAAUAAAAAACCUCGCCAAAAUGCCAAUCAACACUCGGGAGCUGAUGGAAGCAGUCGGCACACUAACGGACCAACACAAUAUGCGCGUCACCUUGAAGAGUAGUUUGAAGGGUGCGGCAAUCUGCGGCUCGUGCAGUUUCAUCGGUGGUGUCCUGGGGGGACCGGUAGGAUUGGCCGUCGGUGGUACCAUCGGAGCCGUCAGUGCAGGGUACAUGAGCCGUGGCAAAUUCCGCCCGGUUAGCCACAUCAUCAUGCACGAUUUAAGUCACCGGGAGCAGGAAAAGUUGAAGAACCACAUCGUGGCAGCCGUAGCAGACAUACAUCCGACCGAUCUGGCUAUGCUACUGCCACUGAUAACCGGAAAUAUGGCGGUGCAGAAAGCGAUACUAAGCACAGUUGUUUCGUUCAUCACCAACGAUAUGGGCAUGCAGAUCAUAGACUGAAGGCGAAACUAAUAUAAUGUGUAUUUGCGGAUUUGUUAACGUUGGUCGUGAUAAGUUUGGUGCUUUGCCGCAAAAAUUUUUCUACAAAAGAAUAGGGUUUUUAAAAUCAUACAAGUAAAUAUAUUAUUUAAAAAAGAGACAAAAAUUCCGUUUAUCUUCACUGUAGGUACCAAAAGGUAAAGGUCUCAUAACAAAAACAAACAUAUCUCAGUUUUUAUCUUUUCAAGUUAAUACAAUUUUUUUGUCAUGUUAACAUAGUUCUUUGAUUUUGUAGAAUAUAACCUAUCGUAACACAUUAA
This is a messenger RNA of Uranotaenia lowii, 1061 nucleotides long. RefSeq names its product protein C19orf12 homolog. Bases 340 to 762 code for a protein of 140 amino acids. The transcript is spliced from 2 exons. The record is from RefSeq and is a predicted model, not a curated record. NCBI's taxonomy places the organism in Eukaryota, Metazoa, Arthropoda, Insecta, Diptera, Culicidae.